CCCUCGCCUUUCUCCCCACGACCCCACGUCCACGACGACGUCCACGACUGCUCCUCUGGCGACCUAGGCCCCGCAACAAUGCCUCCCAAGAAACGCUACACUUACCAGGCGGACAUGCCCUACGCCCGGCAACCGCUCAAGGCCUUCUAUGUCUUCCAGAGACUGUUCACAUCCAUAGUCAUGUGUGCCUGGUGGGCCGUCUACUACAGCAUCAUGCCACGCAGUCGCCGCCCCCGACCGUCCUGGACACUCAAGUGCGUUCUCUCUGUCAACUUUACCCGGCGCAUAUACAAGGUCACGGAGCUCGCCGGCGUCACAUGGGGUACACGCGACCCCGACAAGGAGUGCAGCGGGAAGAGCCUCAAGUACACGCGCUUCGAGUGGGUGCCUCCUCUUCCGGAGGAUUUGCGUACAGGCGUCAUUGCGGACCCACAGGUUCCGUUCAGACGCGUAGGGUGCUUCGUGUGGCCGAAGGAGCGUCCAAAGAUCAUCCCUGCCUGCGUGGAUGACAAGUCCUCCCCGGCUCCCUCACAAAAUCCUCUGAUGGACCUCGAGGAGUCCGUAGGAGACGUACCAUUGAUUGGUAUAUUCUUGCACGGUGGCGGCUACUGCCAUAUGUCCGCGCAUGAGAACGCACCCACCUCCCAAAUACCUGCACGACUAAUCAAGGAUAAGGCGUUCACAGAAAUCCACUCCGUGGAAUAUCGACUCCUUCAACACGCCCCGUUCCCCGCGGCCGUGCAAGAUGCAGCGGCCGUGUACGCUCACAUAGUUCGCCGUCAUCAACGACUUUCUGUCGUGGGAAGCGGCAAGUCAAGCUCCCAGUCUUCCGGCGGCACCUCUCAAAAUGGCCACGUGGAAUACCUGACCGUAGACGGAAACUAUGGCCAGCGCGUCAAGGACAAGAGAGAGAAUGCCGAGAUCCACGCACGAUUGUCUGAAGUGAUUGCCAAUACCCACUGCAAGAUUGUGCUCAUCGGAGACAGUGCAGGCGGGAACCUCGUCCUCGCCCUGGCGCGCUGGAUUCGCGAUGAGGGUGUCCUCCCUCCCCCAGACGGUCUCCUCCUGCUUUCUCCGUCCUGUGAUCCAUCACACGCCUUCCCCGAGUCGCCUUCAUCCUACGUCCCACGUCCGCAUGCCGAAACCGACUACCUCGUAGAUACCCCCGAGCCCCGUGCGCUCCUCCAGCGCACCUUCCUCGGCCACAACCCGCUCGAGACGAUGCACUCCCCGUACGUCUCCCCCGCUUCGCAACGCGUCCUCACCGCGUUCUAUGGCGACGCGUUCGCCGCGUCGGUCGCGGACCUGACCAUCGCUCAGCUCAACGACGACCACCGCCAGUUUCUACGCACGAUGGCGAGCGCCCCAGCAACGCCUCUGCCGAUGAUGUCGCGCGACAAUUCGACGGCGUACGGGUUCGGGGACACCACCGCGCCGCUCGUCGUCGGGCCCCCGGAGAUUACCCCCACGAACACGAUAGGGACCGUUUCUUCCGGGCGGGGACGCGUGAACGGCAAAAGCAGCGUGAACGGCAGCGGCAACGACACCGGCAACGACAGUGACACAGGCAACAGCAGCGGGGACGAGGACGGGCCCCCGCACGGGCACAGGCGCAGCCCCACGAGCCUCGCGCACCCGAUGAUCGGGUCGCCGCGCGGGCUGAGCCUGUUCACCGAGUUCCCGCGGACGUGUGUGGUGCUCGGGGACGCGGAGCGGCUGGAGCGCGAGGUGACCAAGCUCGUAGGUGCGAUGGAGCGCGACGGGACGGAGGUGCACACGAUCUGGGUCAAGGACGCGCCGCACGACGUGCUGCAGAUGAAGUGGUGGGACGAGCGCGUGCGGGACACGGUGUGGAAGCAGGUCGAGGAGUGGGUCGCGACAGUGUAGAGAUUCACCGGCACUGGCAGAUGCCUGCGUCGCGUGUGGGUGUGGACGUCUGCGGCUGCGGCUGUUGAGGGUUUGCGGGAAGAUGGAACGGACUUUCGCCUGAAGAGCUUGGCACGCUAGACGUGGGGGCUGGAUAACAUGGACGCGCUGCUCUGCUGGUUUGCUUGGCUUCAUACUAUACUCUGGUUUGGAUAUACCUCUCUAUAUUCAUUUGUACUAACAUGACUGUCGAUCUUACACACGCUUGUAUCGUUUGCGCUUGAGCCGCAUCGCCUAUUCCACCGUAAGGCAUCAU
Messenger RNA from Dichomitus squalens LYAD-421 SS1, 2182 nucleotides. RefSeq names its product alpha/beta-hydrolase. The transcript is spliced from 4 exons. Gene Ontology annotation, molecular function: hydrolase activity. The record is from RefSeq and is a predicted model, not a curated record. Lineage: Eukaryota; Fungi; Basidiomycota; Agaricomycetes; Polyporales; Polyporaceae. The coding region runs from base 79 to 1887 and encodes 602 amino acids.